This is a messenger RNA of Varanus komodoensis (Komodo dragon), 14097 nucleotides long. RefSeq names its product decapping mRNA 2 (gene DCP2). The record is from RefSeq and is a predicted model, not a curated record. Gene Ontology annotation, biological process: deadenylation-dependent decapping of nuclear-transcribed mRNA; nuclear-transcribed mRNA catabolic process, nonsense-mediated decay. The transcript has 11 exons. Gene Ontology annotation, cellular component: cytoplasm; P-body. Bases 6078 to 7322 code for a protein of 414 amino acids. Gene Ontology annotation, molecular function: manganese ion binding; RNA binding; 5'-(N(7)-methylguanosine 5'-triphospho)-[mRNA] hydrolase activity. Lineage: Eukaryota; Metazoa; Chordata; Lepidosauria; Squamata; Varanidae.
CGCCGCUGCUUCCUCUGGCCGUCAGACGGAGUUUCUGCCUCAGGGAGUUGGUGGAGCCGCCUCCCCUGAGGCGCCGCACGGGACAGCGAGGGAUGGACGAGAGAGGCUGCGACGGUUCAGAGUCCGGCAGCGGUCUCCACUUUUUACCAUUGCCUAAGCACUGUGCCUUUGGUCCAACCAUUUACAACCAACGGGGAGGGAGGGACGGAGAGGCGUUUUGUGUAUCGACUCUUCACGGCGCAGUGAUAGGCAUAUUUAGACCGAACAAAAGUCCUACAACUCCCAGAAUUCCCCAGCAAGGUACAGCGCGAUAUGAACACUUCUCAACCAGCAACCAGGCACGUACUCUCUUCUACGUAAGUGUGUACGUAGAAGAGAGUAUGUGCCUGUGUAUGCAUGGAAGUGAGUUGGUGGAACUAUGUUCUAGGUCUGUUCAUGGGUAUGAACGUGAUCGUAGCGAAAACGUCUUGGCACAUAGCAGAAUAAGAUAAGAAUGAACGCACUUAGUAUAAGAGUACUUCUAACCCAUCCUUCCUCAGCUUUGUGCUCUGGAUCUGUCGGUCAAGUGCCAGCAACCCCUAGUUGUAUAGUCUGAACAGUGAGCAAUUGAAUGAUCUGGAGAGCAUCAGCUUGGAGAAGGCUUUUCUAGAUGAUAGUGUGGUGUCAGCUGAAGUGUUUAUACGAUCAAGUGCGUAUUUCACUUUGAACAUAGACCAAUCUUAAAUACAGUGGUAGAACCUUGUCAAAAAUAGAGCUAGGUUUUGCCCUUACCACUUUUAUGCUACAUUUCCAGUCCCUCUUUUCUAUCCAGUAUAAUAGUAUUUUAACUUUAAAUAUUAAAGUUGGAUGUAUGGUGCGUGGGGGAGGGUCCUGAAAGAAAAGUGAUAAAGGAAAUUUGCCUGGUGUACUCUUCCAGUCAGCAUGCAAUCUUCUGCAUUCUAGCUAAGGAGAUUUACAUGCAGAGCUGUACUUUGGCAUUGAGGUUGAGGCAACUUGGGUUGAGGCAAAUGUGUGAAUGUCACACAUAAUGUUAAACUGUUUCUCCAUGUGGUCCAGUGUUGCCUAUUCUGGCAGCUGCUCUUCAGGAUCUUGGAAUAUCCCGAAAUCUGUCUUAUUACCUGAUCGAUCUUAUUCGGAGGUGCUUGGAGAUUGAACCUGGGUCUUUCUGCUUGCAAAACAGAUGCACUACCACUGAGUUAUGAUCUCUUGCUGUGGCAUGAAUAUUAUCUCUGGGGAUAAUACUUCAGCAGUUUUGCUUGGGCUGGGUAAGCCCUGCAGUUGAAUAGAGAGACACCACAGGGUUUGCAAGGUUUAGCUCUGUGGAGCUUGCCCCAGGGUUGGCUAGCUCUCUCUUCGAGAGAUCUGCCUGUCUCGGUAAAAGAGAAUGCAGUGGUACCCUUUUAGCCACUGUAAUGGACUUAGAAAAAGUAUGUGAGAGCAUUCCCUCCCAUUUAAUUCCAAAGUUAUGAUGAGUUCAGAGGAUGGCAAAGUAUGUUCAUUUCUUGAGAGCAUGGUGCUCAACCUUCUUCAAAGGCUGUGAAGUGUUAUGCCUUAAAACUACUGUGGGAGAGGAAGAAGGGAGAAUGAGCUUGGUACAUCAAGGUAUACAUUUUCCAAGAUCAGUUAUCUUUCCAUAGUUCUUUAAACUGAAAGGGCAGCCUUCCUUGCAGGUCCUUUGGGUACUCAAGAUGAGCUUGGAGGAAGUGCAUUAAGGUGCACCUAUGUCAUAUUAUUCAUGGUUUAUAUUAUAAUUUUCCUUGAACAAAUAUGUUAACCUUUAUUAACCUUUUUACAAACAUCACUUUUAACAGUUUCUCACUCUGUAACAUACUCUGUAACAUCAGAAAGUGGAAUGAAUGCAACUUCUGCAUUUAUGUAUGUAUGUAUUUAUAUCCUGCUCUUUCUUACACCAAGCUCAAAGCAGCUUACAUUAUUCUCCUUAUACACUCAAUUUUAUCCCCACAACAACAGCCCUAUGAAGUAGGUUGGGCUAACAGUCUGUGAUGGGUCCAAAGGCACACAGUUGACUCCAAGGCUGCAUGGUGACUAGAUUUCAGAUUGCCUGAGUUCCAGAACUGCACUCUUAACUGCUGAACCACACUGACUCUUAUGUCAAAUAACCCCUUACUACCUAUAAAAAGGAAUUUCUUGAGCAUAAUGUGAAUGGACAGUUUAAAAAGAAGAGGAAGGGAGCCUAUAAAAUAUGGUCUUGUGAGUAGUUUGGCAAAAUCGUCUGCAGUGUAAGUUACCCCACAUGAGAUCAGUGGGACAUGCUGUCAGGUUAGUAUGUAUAUUAUUGCAACCUCAGUGGAUUCAAAGCGUUAAGGUUUAAAAAAAUCAAUCCAAAAUUGAUUGGAGUACUGAUUUGACUUGUGGGAGUAGUUACUGUAAUGAUUAUACUUUGUGUGGACUUGCACCGCCCCCUAGAGUCAGGCACGACUGGACUUAAUGUCAAGGGGAAACCUUUACCUUUACCUUAACUAUAAGAAAUGUUUUAAAAGACAUUGUUUGUGGUGUUUGAAGAAUUUUCCAGAGCUGGGGCAACAGGACUGAUAAGGUCCUUCUGCUGGUCUGCAUCUGCUUAAUCUCUGAAGGCCGAGAGACUCAAGGAUUCCUGAGAAAGACGUUGCGGGGCUGGGAAAGCAUGUGUAGGAAAAGGUGAUCCUUAAAGUAGCCUGGUCCAAAGUUAUUGGGACCAAAUUAUAAACAUCCAGAAUCAGCGUUCUAAAUUGGGCAGCGCUAUUCAUGUCUAAACAGUGAACAAUAAAUACAACAGAUAAAGGAAUAAAAACAAUAAAACCAGGAUAAUAUUAAAACCAACUGGUUCACAAGGAAAGUUUCCUAGAACAAAGACAUUUUUAAACCAGUGCCAAGUACAAGACAAUGUUGGAGUUUGCCUGACUUCUGGAGGCAGGGAGUUCCAUAGAACUGGAGCCAACACAUGAAGGCUGUUCUGGUGAACUAUAGCUGGACCAUAGUUCCAUGUGGAACCAUCAGGAGAAUGCCUUCCAGUGAUCUCAGUGAGCAGGCAGAUUGGUCAGGAAGAAGGUGCUGUCUUAGAUAACUUAGUCCCAGGUCAUUUGGGGAUUUAUACUCUAAUGCCAGAGCCUUAAAUCUGGUCUGGCAGUGAAUAGUGCAGCUCCUUUACCAAACAAGUUGCAUGCUGAAGAGAUACAGCUCCUAACACCACCAGCCUGCCACAUUCUGUACUAACUGCAGUUUUCAGAAACAGAAUUGAAUUUUAAUACAUGACAAGGUAUACUGCAAUUUGAAUUAACUGCAGUUUCUGAAGGCAACUCCACAUAUGACAAAUUGCAGCAAUCCUAGUUGGAUGUUAUCAGACCAAAAUAACUCUGAUCCCACUAUUUGCCUUUGAGGGGCUUCAGGCUUAGUUGAUCGCAGGUACAUUGCAUCACUGGGACCACUUGAGUUGGAUUGACUACCAUCCACAGAUUUUGAACUUAGUCAUUUGGGGGAGUGAAACCCCAUAGAGGAGACACCAACUGCAGCACAUGUGAACCACCCACUAUUGUUUUGUGUCUUAAAAUGUGGUUUGUUACACUCAUAAAUCUUGAAAUUAGCUCAUAUUUUUGGCUAGUGUCUUGUUUAAUUUCAAAUGAGAUGGCUUCAUUUAACAGCCCGCAGGGAGAAAAAUAAUCCCAUUCUUGCUUUAUCUGUAAUGAACCAUUAUAGUGUUACACAGGUUGUAAUGACAAUAAUUAUGCUUUAGUCAAUGAUUCAGAACUAUUAAACUUAAUGAGAGUUCCUUGUUUCUGAAUACUGUCCCUUACUGUGUACAACAUGGUGGUGGCAACUAGGAAACCUCAUCUGCAAUAUGGUAAACGGUGGCAUUAUAGCAAAAGUAUUAAAAAUGCUGCUUAGAAACAUGAUGGAAGUAGAUAGUUAAAUAACAAUUUAAACAAGAAAUUUGUAGCACCCAAAUACUGCAGACAGGGCACAAAGGGUUGUAUUCUUUGCUCUGUCAAGUUGUGUCAAAGAAAGGUUUAGAACUAGAACUGCAAAACUUAAUCAGUUAAAAAGCCUUUUGCUUAAUUAGAAACUGUCACACUCGGGUAGUAGAUUUCUAAAUAUUAACUUUUAAAACUGUAAAUGGCAAUCACAAUCUUAACAGCAUUCCUAGGUUGUGGAUUGACUGUGAAAGUGAGGUUCCACUUGGCCCCACUCAGCCACAGCCACUCCUGGCUUAAACAACUGUGUGUGAACUAGGCCUACCUGCUUUGACUUAAAUGUGCAAUAUCUAAAAAUAAAGUAUGCUAUUUACUUCAGGAUUAUUAUUUGUACUUAUUGAAACUCAUAUAAUUAAUGAGUUUUGGGUCUUUAAAUCAGGUGGCAGCCCAUUUUGAAUUGAUCCAGUAAGCACAGAAUUGAGGGUGAUUUUUUAGCCUUGUCCCUGAAUAUCUAGUUAAGUGCUGAAUCAAAACUCGUGUUGGCCUGAAUGGAAAAAGCUUCCAAUAAGUGGCAACUACUUCUUUCCCUAUUCAUUUAAGGUUGAUAGGUUGAGGAAGGGUAGAGUGGAUAGAGUACACAGAUCUUAAAUAAUAUGUCUGAAAAAUUCAUUUGUGUCCCUGAAGAUUUGGUGGAUAAAUACUCUAUGAAACACAGUGCAAAAAUAUCAGCCCAGUAACGUUUUAAGCAAACAUACUGUCACCUGAAGCCACAGCUUUUACUUGCUAAUAUACCAAAGCUAGACUUUUCUAAUUUUCCAAUUAUGUUAAGUGGAAGGGUUCUGCCAUAUGGCAUCACUUAAAACUAGAGUGAGGAAAAUUUUUAUCUCUGCAUGUAGUUUCUUGUUUUAAAACUUGGAAAGAAUUUCCCUUUUCAGCUUUUAAACAUUGUACACCACUUACAUUGUUGAGAUCAAAGGAUGUUUCCUGACUUUUUAGUUUGUUUGUAAGGCAAUUAACUAUUCAGUCUUUGGCCUUUUUUUUUUUUUUUGCACUUUUGAUUUUCAGUUUUGUUUUCUUUCUUUAAUCAACUUGUAUUGUGUUCAAACAUGCUUCAGGGCAGAUAGAUGCUUGCAAGUACCAUGCGGAUUCUUAAUUUUCAGCACUUUUCCACAUUCUUUUCAGUGCUAAAUUGCAACUUUUAAAUCAAACUCUUCUCUGACCUCUGUAUUUACUUAUCUAGUUUUCCUGCUAAAUUCUUCAUUUUUUAAUGUAAAGGGGAGAUGAAAGGUAUACUUCAGUAAUACAUUCUAUGCUUUUUUUGGUUGAAUGUAUUAAUUUAGCACAAUUCAUUUUGGCUUUCUAGGAUGGAUCAUCUGAAAUGGAAAGGAUGAUCAUUUGUUCUGAAGUAAACAGGGAUUCUUAGUCACCCUGGAAGUUUAAUAAUUAGUGUUGGAUCCACAUUCAAAUGAGGUUGGGGUUAGACCUAAGAUGCUAUUCAAUGAUAAAGAUGUGUGAGGUUUUGACCAACAUUAGGGCUGUCUAUUUGUUUCUUUAUUAUUUUUGAUAAUUGUCUAUUGCUUUAAUCUGUUUUAACAGUCCUUGUAUGCCAAAUAUUUGACUGUGAAAGGGUCAAAUAUAAAGAUUUUAAAUGAACUAAACAUAAAAUAAAUAGUGCCAUAGGAUUAUAUGCAAACACAUUAUACAUGACUAACUUAAGUCCCAUUGAUUUGAGUGGGACUAGGCUUGGUCUGGAUCUAACCUAUUGUCAGGUAUUGUAAAUGUGUUGAUAAUCCUUAUGGAUUGGUGAUAAAUUUCUUCUAAAAACUUUCAGGCUAGGUUCACAGCAGUGAAGCUGAAUCUUGGAUACCCAGAGGCAAGUGAGGGCCCUAUAAUUCUGUUACUUCUUGUGGAUAUGUGCUGUUAUGUCAUCUCCAACUUAUGGUGGCCCUAUAAAUGAAAGCCCUCCAAAAUGUCCUGUCCAUGACAUCUUUGUAAAUCCUGUUAUGUACUUACCUACAAAAUAGCCAUUCCCCAAGUUUGUGCCUUCCAGAAGACUUGGAUGAUCACUUGCAGCCUUUCUAACCAUUGGUCAUGCUGGCUGGGGCUGAUUGAAGUUCCAGAUAUCUGGAAUGUACCAGCUUAUGGAAGCCUUUUGCUGGAAGAAAGCUGAUGCCAUUGUGGAUGUUGUACCACAAUGUUCUAAAUCUUUCUGAUCGAUUUAUUUUGCACAUUCCCAGCGAGGAACGAGACAAUGCAAUCCGAGUGUGUUUUCAGAUUGAACUUGCCCAUUGGUUUUACUUGGAUUUCUACAUGCAGAACUCACCAGGAUUACCUCAGUGUGGGAUGAGAGAUUUUGCUAAAGCUGUUUUCAAUCAUUGCCCAUUUUUACUGCCUCAUGGCGAAGAUGUGCAGAAGGUUUUAGAUCAAUGGAAAGAGUACAAAAUGGGAGUGCCAACUUAUGGUGCAAUCAUUCUUGAUGAAACCUUAGAAAAUGUGCUGCUGGUCCAAGGUUAUUUAGCAAAGUCUGGCUGGGGAUUUCCAAAAGGAAAAGUGAACAAAGAAGAGGCGCCACAUGACUGUGCUGCUCGAGAGGUACUGGAAGAAACUGGUUUUGAUAUAAAAGAUUGCAUCAGUAAAGAUGAUUAUAUUGAACUAAGAAUCAAUGACCAGCUAGCACGCUUAUACAUUAUUCCAGGAAUUCCAAAGGACACAAAAUUUAAUCCCAAAACAAGGAGAGAAAUCCGGAACAUUGAAUGGUUCUCAAUUGACAAAUUACCUUGCCAUAGAAAUGAUAUGACACCGAAGUCCAAGCUAGGUUUGGCACCUAACAAGUUUUUUAUGGCCAUUCCCUUCAUCAGACCUCUGAAAGACUGGCUUUCUCGACGAUAUGGAGAUUCCUCAGACAGUGACAAUGGAUUCUCAUCCACCAGUAGCAGCACACCACCUAAACCCAACUCAGAAAAAACACGAUCCAAACUCCAUUAUAGCCAGCAGGUAUUUACCGAUGGUUCUUCAGGAGACCAGUGGACAAAGCACAGGCAAUUACAGCAACAGAAGCCAUAUAACAAUCACUUUGAGAUGUCCGAACCUUUAAAACUAAAGAACAUACGUGGUAAUGGCAGAAAGCAAUAUCAAGACACUCCUAAUCAAAAGAAGAGAACAAAUGGAGUCCAUAGUCAGCCAAUUAAACAGAACCAAACUUUGAAAUGUGAAAAGAAGUUACAUCCAAGAAGAGUUCAAGAAAACUUUGAAAUGGAAGCAGCAUGUGAUAUGUGUUGUGUCAACGAAGAGCAUCUCCUAGAACAUGGACAAUCAAUGUCAUACAACGGCCAUUGCAAAUUCACUUUCUCUUCACAAGCUUUUCUGAGCUUCAAGUUUGACCAUGAUGCUAUAAUGAAAACUUUUGAUCUCUGAUGCAUGUUCAUUUGCACAGGUCUACCUGAGACUUGGCCUAGAGCAGUUGAGCGGGUUUCUUAAAUCCAGCCUUUAUCAUUUCUCAGGUUUUAAAGCAAUGCAGGGACCUAGUGAUGGGCUGGAAGGCUUUGUUCUCAUUGCAAUAUAGGAGUGGCAUCAUACAGUAUUGCACUUUAAAUGCAGUAUAGUUUUUAUCUGCAAAAAUGCUUUCCAGUAUUUCAUUUGCUAGUUCCUACCUAUGCAUUACAGGGCAUUUUUCAUUGUUUGUUUUACUGUAAGAUUAAAUUUCAGAAGUAUUUUAGCUUUAGUGAAAAACUAACUUCUUAUGCAUUUAGAUUUGUGCUGAAUAGUUCUGUUGUUUCUGAUAGUUCACAAUAGAGUGGCAACUCACAUGAAGAUUCUGAGGACACCGGUGUUCUGUAUUCCUGAUUGUGCUAUUGUGCUAAAAGGCAAGCUUCUGUUUUGAGAAUUCAGAAUCAUGGUUUUCUGGCUUUUGAACUCUAUUCCCUUCUUUUGUCUUCUAUUGUGCACUGCAUUUGACCCCUUUUUUAAAACAGGCAUGUUUGAAAACUAUUGACAUCUGGCAUACUGAACUCUGCUUAAUAAUUUUUUUCCCUACCUCUGGUGAACUAUGGCAGUGAUAUUCAGACUUUGUCAAUUUGGUUUCCUUGUGCUAAUUUUGCUGUUUAUCUCCAUUUGAAAUGCCUAAUCUAACAUUUUUCAGUUGGAAGAACUGCAACUACGCUGAAUGUGCAGCAUGGAAAAAUGUGUAUUUGGGGGAGAUAACUUCAGUGUAUAAAAAGUAAACAAGCCCUUUAAGGUAUUUCAAAGGGGGAAUGCAAAAAUGUUGACACACAGUUUAUAACAUUUUACAGAGCAAUCCUAAGUGGUGCUGGGAAGAGUUGGAGUGGCCACUACAUUCCAAGCCCCUGCCAGCUUGGUGUGCACGUGCAGUUUAGCUAGGCCUUUUUGUCCUAGUAGAACUUUUUACUUUAAAUCCUCCUCCACUGAAAGCAAUGGGAGGAAUUCCCUUCUUUUCCAGCCUGGCAUUGCUGGAUUAGGGAGCUAAAUUGGCUUUGGAAAACCACAACCCCUGCCCACCUGGCCCUGGACCUGAUGUCAGUUGCGGCUGACAGGAGCAUCACCAGGGCUGCAGCAGAAGCUCGAUGGCAGCAGAGCUCUUCUGCCAGUGGAGGGGUGCCGCCUCUAUAUUGUAACAUCCUCAAGCAACACUAGUGUGUUAGGAUCACACAACUAGAAUUUGCAACUGCACAAUUUCUUACAGUCGCCUACCUUUCUCUUUGGGCUAUGUAUCUGAUGGAACAAUGACUUCAGUGUCAAAAUAGUAGCUGCAAAAAUGUAUGAAGCUAUAGCAAUUUAACAUGAGAAAAUAGUGGCAAGGAUUUGUUUCUAACGUACUAUCUCAUGGCUGUACUGAACCUGUAUCUGCAUGUCAGUCUUUGUGUCUAUAAAGCUGCUGCUGAAUUUCAUCAUUUUGCUCAGUGCCCUGACUUUACCUUAGCUGUUUGUAUUGACAGCGUGCAUUGGAGAUUUGAGAUUUUUAAAAUCUUAGGUGACUUUGAAGAUUAAGCUGGAAAACAGAGUAUACCUUUUAUAUUUUUACAUACUGCUGAUAAAGAACAGUCUGUUGUCUUGCAAAAUCUUUAUAAUGUAUUGCUUUGUCAAACCAAAGGACUGCACAGUGCAGUUUAUAUAUACUUACUGUGUCUCUCCUUUUCAUGGUUGGGAAAGAAGCCCAAGUUAGCUCUAAAUAAAUUCAGUUGCAUUUACAGGGCAUUUUUAAAAUUGUUGAGCAAUAAAUGCUUAUAUAUCCGUCCACCACACUUAGAAUUGAUUCAAAAUAGUAUGUUAAUUGGAUCUGUGGUUCUGUUAAGAUUAAAAUAGAUGAAGGGCUGGUGAUUGGUAGAGAUGCCACUUUCCCCCUGUUUGCCUUGCAUUUCGGGGAUAAAACUUUGGUCAGUAUUUUGUGUUGGGUUUUUUUUUUUUUUUACUUUUUUUAAGCAAUAAAAGUGCCUAACUUUCUAAUUUCUCAUUCAUUGCAAAUUGGAUUUUCAGACUAUUUGUGCCAAUUUUCUUCUACUAUGUAGCUUGAUUUCCCAGGAAUGUUACUAUUUUAUGCUGCUUCCAUUUUGAUAUGGCAUUGCUGAAUAAGAACACUUAAACUAUGAUUUAAGAUUCAUAGUUAUGAAAAUCUUAAAUAUGAAAUGGAUUCCUACCUGACAUGAAUGCUUAAAUUGCUGUACUAGUAAUGUGAGAUGAAUUCUGAAAAGGAAAAAAAUGCGUGAGAGUGUCUGCAAAUUCUUAAUUUGUGUAUGUACAAAUGUUCAAAGAGUAACUUCAGCAGAGACAGUGUCCGGCUUUUUCAUUGAAAAAUUCCUAGAGGCUAUAAAAAAACCACCUGGGUUUAUUAAUCUAGCCUUCAAAUAAACAUGGUAAAUAUGCAAUAAUGAUCACUUUUACAAGGUACCAUUUUUCAUAAAAUUGUCUUGCUUGAUUUUAUCGCUAUCAUGUCUUAGAUUGAAAAUGAACUGCUUUAUGAGUUUGUGGGUGCCCUGCACUGUGAACUUUUCAGGUUGUUUACUUCUUGUUUUAUACUAGGGUUUUUUGGUUGUUUGCUUGCAAAGUGUUUAUAUGAAUCAUUCUGUAGUAAUGUAUUCCAAAGUGCAGGCAUGUGGUUUACAUAGAUUUCUAUAAUACAAUGAAGAAAAGGCAAGUUGGUCACUAAUGGAUAUUUGUUCCCUCAUGUGGGCAUUUUAAAUAAUAGAAGUAAGUGAUCUGUGAAUGGACUUAAGAUAAUCUUCAUAGAAAUAAAUUACUGCUUGAAUAUUAGGUGCUGAUCUCCUGUGCUAGGGUGAGGCGGGGUAAUCAAUUGUUGCACCUAAUUGAAUUGUGAAUGUAGCUUACCUGAUCCUUUUGAGGUCAAAUUAUUUCUACUACAAAAUUCAAAGAACAUUUAAUAAAAGGCUUAAGCAGGAUUCUUACGACUGCAUGUAGACCUUCUGGGACAAUGUUUUGUUUUGUUUUUUAAUAAAGAGUGUGUGUGUUUGUGUGUAUGAGAGAGAGACUGAGACUGAGACUGAGACUGAAUUAGUGAAGCUUUUACCUUCUUUUAUAUAUGCCUAUCCUGACAGGGGUUCUAUUGUGGCUCUUCAUGUCUCUAAUCUUUACUAAGUAUGCAUGCUGUUGAAAGCUUUUGUAUUUAGUACCUGUGCUUUUAAGAACACCAGUUCGAGGACACAGAAGCAUUAUUCUAGUUUAGCUGCUCUUUAACUUUUCCAGAGGUUACAGGCUGCCUUUAGGCUACAGCAUUUGCUUAUGAUGUUUGGUUUGUGCUGCAGAAUUUGCAAUAAUAUGUGUAUACAGUUUUUGCACCACUUCUUUUCAGUUUGAAUGUGAGCCUUAUUAACAUGGCUGUCACAUAUAUAUGUAUGGUGGCCUGCUGCCUGUAUCAAACAUUUGUGCACAGCCACUACCAUAGACAGGGCUAGAUUAUCACCACCAGUUCAGAAGUUCCAAAAUAGGUUUAUGAAUAAGUUCUUACAGCUUCCAACAUGAAGUUUAUGUAAUGGAGAUAGGGUACUGCAAGUGCCACUCUCCCUUCCAUUUCUGCUCAAUCAAAACAGAAUAUUUCCAAUUUUUUUUCUGCCUGGGAGCAGUGCCAUGGCAGAGACUAUUCUCAGUUCCAACUCCCAACAGCUUGUGAGUUUUUCCUAGCUGGGCAUGCAGAUUUUGUUUGUUCCUGUGCAGCUCAAGAUACAGGCAUUUUUGUAGCAAUUUAAGUGUCUAAUUCAAAUGUUCUGUUCAUAAUCCCCUAUGGUAGAGCCCAUGUGACACUAAUUUACUAUGUGCUGUGAAGGCAUCCUUACAGGAAGGCCACCUAUUACUGAAAUUAGCCAUGUGCUCGCGCGUGCAUGCGCGCGCGCGCGCGCGCUCUCUCUCUCUCUCUCUCUCUCUCUCUCUGUCGCUCCUCUCCCCAUAUAUAUAUAUAUAUAUAUAUAUAUAUAUAUAUGCUGUACACUUUUCAAAAAGGGAAUAAUAGGCUUAAAAUGCUUCUUUCUGUUGUAAGCACUGAAAGAAAAUAUGUCCUGAAUGCAUAUUUUAGUAGCAUUUUACCAUUUUUCCAAGUAGACUAUUCUUAUUAUUCCUUAUUAUUGUCUUAAGGAUCAUGAAAAGGCCAGUUUCCUGAUGAACUUUGAACUGCCCUGCUAAUUCUUAAAAUCAACACAAUUUCAACUUUUGUUCUACAGAGAACCAUUCAACUAGUUAUGUAUUCCACAUAAGGAAGCUUUGACCUUUUUCCCCUUUACGUAGCAGCAUCAGAUGCUACAUGGCAAACAAUUGCUUUUGAAAAGGGUAUUUUGGGGCUUGAAAAUGGGAUGUUAUGCAAAUAUGGGAUGCCUGCUUAUUCAAGGAACAAGAUUUUGUUAGGCACUUAGAAUCAUUGGAAGUGCUGAAAGUUACUCUUUGGAAUUUGGCUAAUAUGGUUUAAACAGCAAAACAUAACUCUGGAGUAAAGUUAAGAAUUGUAGUUUUAGCAAAAGAACCCAUGUGCAGAUUCCUGUUUUAAGUGAAGAGGAGGGGUUUGUGUUUCUUUUUAAAUAAAAGAUGCGAUUAAACUUUUUUCAAGUAAGAUAAAGCUGGAAAAAACCUUACCAAAGGUUUAGGAAUUGUGCAUUAAAGCCUUUACAUUUGUAUAUUAGUCUAAAAAUUCAAGAGUUUUUCAUAUUAAGAAAUCCAUUGAAUGGUCAAAACUUGUAAAAAAUUAAAUUUAAAUAGCGUGGCUUCCAUGAAGAAAGGAAUAAGAAUGUGGCAUUAGAAAUUUCUACAACUGCAUAUACUUUAUAGAAUGGAUCAAAAUAUGUGCUACUUUUCAUAGUAACAGGCUUGGUCUCCACUGGAAUUACAUUUCCCUCAAAAGAAUAAACUUAUCAACAAAUAUUGUACAUGCCUAUCUUUAAAUUCAAAAUGUGCUUUCUAAACUGGGGUUUGCUAACUGCUGCAUUUGUAAGAAAUGACAUGGCUAUAAACAAAGGUUUGGUUUUUAAGGGGGUUGAUCUAAAGUUAUAACCCAAGGUGUGGUCAUAGCAGGUAAUGAGAUUUAAUAUGACAAUUAGUAAUAUUUCAUGAUAUUCUAAUGUACAUGUUUUAAGUAGCCAAACUUUAAAACCAGUACUAGUCUGGGUAUGUUUUAUCAGAGGUGCAACACAAUUGCCACUUUUCAAAUUAUAAACUGAAAUUUUCCCUACCCAUUUUGUAACCAUGAGAGUGUUUGGGCUUAAUGAGGGGUGGGAAAACUUGUUUAGUUUUCAAAUGUGUAUUUCUUGCUUUGUUAUAGGAUAGAAAAGUAGGCACAGCUUACUCAUUUUGAAUGUUAAAAGAGUUUGAGAUUGGUUUCUGAAAUAUACUGUUAGAUGCCAGGUCAUUUGGUGGGCUCAUUUUUGUAUGAACAGUCAGAAGUUUGUUUUCACUGAUUAAUGCUGUAUUUAUAUUUUAUAAAGACAUUUUUACUGCUACGUAUCUUAAGUGGUUGACUUGUGGGUAACUGUAUAACUUGAAAUCUGAUCGUUUUUUUCUGAACUGCAAAAUCUGCUGGGCCAUGAUUGACUUACUAUUGCAUAGAAUUUUGGCAUUGCCUUCAGUGCCAGUGGUGUGCGUUUGAAUUGUCAAUACAAGUGGAAUUCCAACAUAUAUAAGAAAGAAUGGGGUGACUGUAUUUCCCCACCCCUUUUCUUCCCAUGUUGAAAAAUAAAUUGUGAAAGUGGCUUAAAAGAUGCUUAGAAAUCUCCCUACGGUUAGGAAUGUUGUGUUAAGUAGUCAUGGAGAGACUUCUGUGCACCUUCAGCCAACAUAGUUGUGGAAGUGCUCAUCAGACUUGCCUUCCUAACGGAGGCUGGGACUGAUAUAUGUGAGUAGUACCCACCUCCAUAUGAAUUUGAAAUCCUAGCCUGAACAAGGCUAGGAAGCAGCAUUUUUCAACAUUGUACACUGCAUUAGUUAAAGGUGGUAGACUUGCAUUUAGAACCCACUGAAUGUGAGAAUUAGGGACACAAGGAUUUUGAUUAGUUCAUACAUUUCUUUUGUGACAGUACUUGAUUUAUAUGUACAAUUUGUCUAUCAUUUGACAUUAAAACAAUUUAUUUUAAAGUUUAUUUCAUGUAAGCAAAUCAAAAAUCCCAUAAAGGCUUGUGCCUCAGAAUGUUCAUACAGUGUUGUGCACAUAAAAGCAUCAGUUUGGACAUCUAUUUCCUGCCCUUGAAGUUAAGAUUGUCCUGUAACCUUUUAUAGAGAGGAGGAAUUACAAAGCUGACUCAUAAAACAUUUCGCAUUAGAAAUUUAUUCAGAAUAUAAGAACAUUUGUAAAAGUAUUAUAAAUGCCUCUGUAUAAAUAAAUGCAGUUUGUACAAUUCUAUAUCAAAUAAAACACAAAAUUGCUAUUUUACAGCUGCUAAGGAUCUACCGCAAUUGGAAUAAUUUGUGAAAAUUGUAGUUUUCAAAGAAAAAUGCUAGUUUAAGCAGUAGAACAAUACAGACAUUUAAUGCAAAAUUAAUAUGUGCUUUCUAAAUAAUACAUUCAAGCUGGUGUAAAAGGUUUAUAUCUUAAGUAAGUUUUAAAACAUAUUCCAUGCAAUAUUUGACAAACUCAUCAAAUUCUAGAAACCUGUUCUAAUAAUACAACUUAAAGGUGUCACAUUUAGACUAAAAUGGCUGAAUUGACUAGAUCUGACAUUAAAAGAAACUUAUCUGCUUAAUACAA